Caenorhabditis auriculariae is the source of this 870-nucleotide messenger RNA. Lineage: Eukaryota; Metazoa; Nematoda; Chromadorea; Rhabditida; Rhabditidae. The record is from the annotation of a GenBank genome assembly.
AUGGCCGAGAAAGAACAACUCGUGCUGGUGUUGACGGUCAGGCUUUCUCAACUGGAAGGUACACCUCUCGAAGAAGUUGACCCUCAAGAGCUGAUCGACCUGAGCCAUAAACUCGAUUUGCUGACGCCUGACCAAGCAUCCGCAGUCCAAGCCAAGAUCCAGAGCCUUCAAGAGGCCAAACAGCUGCACGAGGACACGAAAAAAGCUCUGCACGGAGACGUUCUGGCUCUUGAGAAGGAUGUCGACAGUUUCCUCGUUUCAGAGCCAGCGGUUGCCAAGUCGAAGAAGGGCAAGAAAGGCAAGAAGGAGCCAACUGCAUUGACCGUUGAAGACGUCGAACAAAAACUCGCCGACGCCAAUCUGCUCGUUUCAAGAAUCGAAGAAUUGGCGAGCAACCCACAGCUCAGCUCGGAAGACAAACUCAAAGUCGAAGAUUUCCGUCAACGGGUCAACAGUUCCGCCGAUGACAAGCGAAACGUCCUCGCCUCGAUGCUAGACGACUUACAAAAGCACGCGAAGGCCAGUGAAACGAUGAAGCGGCUUUCUGAAGCGCUGGAAAGAACUGAAACUGCGCUGGAGACCAUCCCACAGACGACUGUCGCAAUCACCGAUUUCAAGGAAGCGAUGCUGCCGCAUUUGACAAGCCUCCUGGAAGAGGUUUCCGUUGUGCCACAAGACCUUGAACCAACCGCCAACGAACUUCGAACGCGAGUAGCUACCUUGGAAGGAGCUGUCAACAGCAAACUCGAUGACGCCGUCGCAGAGCAGCAGCGCCUUGACCAACUCAACAGGUCGCUGGAUGAACUGAGCUCCAUCUUGGACUCAGUUGUUCCCAAAUACGAGAAUCCGCAAAAAGCUGGAAGUGGCUAG